This is a messenger RNA of Pollicipes pollicipes, 1006 nucleotides long. Its product is annotated as sorting nexin-4. The record is from RefSeq and is a predicted model, not a curated record. The transcript has 7 exons. Gene Ontology annotation, biological process: positive regulation of autophagosome assembly; protein transport. NCBI's taxonomy places the organism in Eukaryota, Metazoa, Arthropoda, Thecostraca, Pollicipedomorpha, Pollicipedidae. Gene Ontology annotation, cellular component: early endosome membrane; SNARE complex; plasma membrane. The annotation marks the transcript as partial. Gene Ontology annotation, molecular function: phosphatidylinositol-3-phosphate binding.
AGCUUCCUGUUGCGCGUGGCAUCGCACCCAAUUCUGUCUUGGGAUCCGAUUUUUCUGCGAUUUUUACAAGAUGAAAAAGACUGGAAGGAAAUAGUGACUGGCACUGGAUAUUUGGCGAAGGUGGAGAAACAGCUAAAAUCGUUGAACGCCACAAUCCGCGUCAAGAAGGGAGACAGCCGAUUCGAUGAGCUACUCAGCUAUGGAAAGGAACUGGAGACGCACCUGACGGCCGUGCUGCGCUCGAGGGCGCGGCUGACAGACGCCACGUACGCCAUCCGGCGGCAGCACGCCAACUACGGCCGCGUGCUCAGCGAGUGGUCGGCCAUCGAGACGCGCAUGGGCGACGGCCUGCAGAGCGCCGGGCACUACAUGGACGCGCACGCCGCCAGCAUCGACACGUUUAUCGAGGAGGAGGAGGUGUACAUUGACCAGCUGAAGGAGUACAUGUACUACGCGGCGGCGCUGCAGACCGUCUGCCACAAGUACACGAUGAUGCAGUACCAGCUGGAGCGGCUGGACGACUCGCUGUCGACGCUCUCGCAGCGGCGGGAGAGCGCGCUGCAAGGGAAGCCGAGCCUGAUGUGGCGCUUGCUGGGCAGCGUCGACACGGACGAGGUGCGCGAGAUGAAGGUGGCCGAGGUCGACCAACAGGUGGCUGACACUGAGACUCAGAUCCAGCAGCACUCGGCCAAGCUCAGCGAGUUCGUGGAAAAAGCCUUGGAGGAUGCUGAGAGAUUUCAUGCACGUAAAGUCAAGGAUCUUCGUGAAACUCUCAUCAACUAUGUGAAGCUUCAAAUUCGAAUUUGCAAGAAGGGACUGCAAACCUGGAAACACUUCCGCGACUGCGUGGACAGCCUGGGCGGCUGCCCCGCCCCGGCGCCGCAGGAGCUGGCCUCCCCCUAGUGGACCGCAGCUGGACGGCCGGUGGAGGGAGGCGUCCCGGCUCUGGGGGCGGCUCGCGGAGCGGCAGCGCAGCGGAGCGGGCGCACUCGCCACCUGGCGACAG